Pteropus alecto (black flying fox) is the source of this 1470-nucleotide messenger RNA. RefSeq names its product transmembrane protein 86B (gene TMEM86B). Gene Ontology annotation, cellular component: membrane. The record is from RefSeq and is a predicted model, not a curated record. NCBI's taxonomy places the organism in Eukaryota, Metazoa, Chordata, Mammalia, Chiroptera, Pteropodidae. The transcript has 4 exons. The coding region runs from base 721 to 1470 and encodes 249 amino acids.
UUUACCAGGAAGGGGUCCGAGGAGGAGGAACCGGGUGUUGCUCAGUCUACUGUGGGACCUGGUCUCAAGAGCUGUCUGCUGGGGUCCCCUUAAUGUCCACUGUUCACCCUUCAUCCACCCAGCCGUGGAGGGGACCUUACAGAAGCCACAUCCCCUGAGCCUGCUCCACCAGAGGACACCCUGUGGGCUCACACCUCUCAGAGAGGAAGCUGGAGAGAAGAUGGGCACACAUGCAAGACCUAUACAGGAAGCUUGUCUGGUGCCGGCCAGAGUUCUGGACCGUAGGCUGAUGAUCAAUGCCUUGGGCCACCCAUUCUGGGUAUUUGUUCCAUCAGGACAUGUUUCUGGUGGAGGCCACCAGGGUGGUGCAGGCUCCCCAGGGGAACUCGGAGGCCCAAGUGCAGGAAGGACCCCUGGGCCACUGUGAGGGGCAGCGGAGUUUCCGUCUGCUUGUUUCUUACUCUGGCAGGAUGGUCCCCGCAACGUGGUGGAGAGGUGUUGAUUGUCUGGGCAUCUGCUCCCACAGCCUCCCAGGCAGAGAGGGAAGAAACCAGGUUCCUGGGGGCUGGGGCUAUGGGGCAGGAGGGACAUCCUGUGUCCUGAUGCCACUUUAUCAGCAGGUGCCAGGCAGGGACCUCCAUGGGUGGGGCCAGCAUCUCCCUGGGCCAUUAUCAGUCCGAGAGUCCACAGGACACUCCUUAGGUUAACGUAUAACCAUGCAUGUCUCUUCCACCCCUCAAAGCCAUUGGUGCCCACAUACAGGUCACUCUUGGGGGGUCACUGGCCGAUAUGGAUGCCUGGAAAGGGGGUAUGCCCCCAAAUCCUCACUUCUUAUCCCAACAGCUGUACCUGGGCAGGUCCCUGAGCCCAUUUUUCCUCACCUGUGCUGCCUACUUCAUCCUCUGGAUUCCUGAGGACCCACCGUCCUGGGUUGGCGCCCUGGUCAAGUGCCUGCCUGUGCUGUGCCUGGCGGGGUUUCUGCGGGCAUGCGCUAGUGGGCACUACAGCUCUCUCCUACAGGUGGCCCUGUUGUUUUCAGCCUUCGGAGAUGGCUUUCUUAUCUGGCCUGAGACUUUCCUCUACGGUGUGGCUGCCUUCACCGAGGCCCAGCUCCUGUACGUCUGGGCUUUCGGCCUUACGCCCCUGCAGCCAGGCCUCCUGCUGCCCAUCGUCCUGGCCUCCCUCCCAUUCGGUGGCCUCCUGCUGCUACACCUCUCGCCUGACAAGGCGCUGCCCUUAACAGCCUACAUCCUGGCCCUGGCCACCAUGCUGUGGCGCGGCCUAGCCAGGGGCGGGAGCGCCCACUGGGGCGCCCUGUUCUUUGCAAUCUCAGAUGCUGUGCUGGCCUACCACACCUUCAUCCAGCCCCUGCCCUAUAGCCGCCUGGCGGUCAUGGCCACCUACUAUGCUGCCCAGCCCCUCAAUGAGCGCUACGCUGGGCUCUCCCCAGGACCCCGUCAGCUCCCCUGA